Molecule: messenger RNA, 881 nt
Organism: Juglans regia (Persian walnut)
Lineage: Eukaryota; Viridiplantae; Streptophyta; Magnoliopsida; Fagales; Juglandaceae
Product: universal stress protein PHOS32-like
Exons: 4
Coding region: 95-589 (164 amino acids)
Source: RefSeq, a predicted model, not a curated record
AGGAAAACCAAGUAGCCGAUAUUCCUCUUUUUAACUUUCGGACAACUGGACAAGCACUCAGUCGACCAAAACGCGUAGAGAAAAGAGAGAUCAGAUGGAGUGUGAUCGGAGAGUUGGGGUGGCGGUGGACUUCUCGGCGUGCAGCAAGAAAGCGCUGAAAUGGGCGGUGGACAACGUGGUACGGGACGGGGAUCACCUUAUACUAGUUACUGUACGCCCCGAAGGGAACUACGAGGAGGGCGAGAUACAGCUCUGGGAAGCCACCGGCUCCCCUUUAAUCCCUCUAAGUGAUUUAUCUGAUCCUAUCAUCAUGAAGAAGUAUGGAGUGAAGCCUGACCCUGAGACCCUGGACAUUGUAAACACUGCUGCUAUGCAAAAAAAGAUUAUGGUGAUCAUGAAGAUCUACUGGGGAGAUGCUCGCGAGAAGAUAUGUGAAGCAAUCGAUAAGAUUCCUCUGAGCUGCCUUGUUAUAGGAAACAGAGGUCUGGGCAAGCUUAAGAGGGCUAUAUUAGGCAGUGUGAGCAACUAUGUGGUGAAUAAUGGUUCUUGUCCUGUUACAGUAGUGAAGCAGGUGGAGCUUGAACACUAGUUUGUGUUACCAGCUAGCUUAGCCUGUGCGCGCGCGCGCGCUAUUCUCUUUGUCCAUGAUGGGUUGCUUUUUCCCUUUGGCUCAAGGCAAAUAAACCAUUCUAUACAAUAUCUUGUAUUGCUUUUGUUGGUGUUGGUAACACAAUCAAAGCAAGUUUUGCUUUGAAGUUAAAUAAUCAAACAAACUAUGGCUAUGCCUUAGAAACAGUUGGAUUUAUGCACAAUUAGUGUAACAAGUUGCUAGCUUUAGUAUUACCAAUUGGAAAGGGAGAAUCUUUGAACUUUCAGACCAA